UUAUCAAGUCAAAAUGUGUAGCAAGCACAGAGACGCCUUCUCCGUCUUGGCAGGCACAUCGCGCACACAAUCGUCAAGACAAGACCCGCUUCGCCUGCUUGCUACAGGCGGCUUUUUUACAUUUUAGCUUACCUUCCAUUUCAUCAAAACUUUAGCCGCAUCAACCCGACCACGACCAUAUCUUCUUAACAGAUUAUGUGCUGCGAAUUAGAUUGGGCAAUUUCGAGGAAAUUGUUUAACACCCAUCACUUAACAAUAUGAGCUUCGAGCCAUUUAACAGGUUAGUGAAACUUGCAGGUCGGGCGUUUUAUGAUGACGUGACAACAAAGGGAGAUAAUCAGCCAAAGACGGGUCGGGGUGAUAAUAGAGGGAUUGCUGUAGUAGUGCUUGAUGCUCUUACAAGGAGACAAUGGGUUAGGGAAGAAGAUUUGGCAAAGGAGUUGAAACUACAUUCAAAGCAACUUCGGCGGACUCUACGGCUCUUUGAGGAAGAAAAAUUAGUCACCCGUGAUCAUAGGAGAGAGACGGCUAAAGGAGCAAAGAUAUAUAGUGCUGCAGUUGCUGCGACAGGCGAUAGUCAACAGGGUGGGAAAGAUGGAGAGGAGAAGAUUAAGCUGCAUACUCACUCUUACUGUUGCCUGGAUUAUGCACAGACAUAUGAUGUUGUUAGGUAUAGAUUGCAUCGAAUGAGGAAAAAACUAAAGGAUGAACUUGAGAACAAGAAUACUGUUCAGGAAUAUGUGUGCCGCCCUGGCUGUGGGAAAAGAUACAAUGCAUUGGAUGCACUGCGGCUGGUUUCUAUGGAGGAUGAAUAUUUUCACUGUGAAAGAUGUAAUGGAGAAUUGGUGGCAGAGAGUGACAAGUUGGCAGCACAAGAUGGAGGAGAUGGAGAUGACAAUGCAAGACGACGACGACGUGAAAAAUUGAAGGACAUGCUUCAGAAAAUGGAGGUACAGCUUAAACCAUUAACAGAUCAACUUAAUAGAGUAAAAGAUUUGCCUAUUCCAGAAUUUGGAAGUCUCCAAGCGUGGGAAGCUCGAGCAAGUGCUGCUGGGCGUGCCGUAAAUGGUGAUUCUGGUUCUAAUGAUCCUUCCAAAAAUUCUCAGGGUUAUGGUGGAACACCUAUGCCAUUUCUUGGGGAGACAAAGGUUGAAGUUGCCUUUUCUGGUCUUGAUGGCAAGGAAGAUGUCAAAUCUGAAAGUGCAGGCACAUCCUUGAAAGUUUUGCCACCUUGGAUGAUAAAGCAAGGAAUGAACCUGACAAAGGAACAACGUGGAGAGGUCAAACAGGAGUCAAGGAUGACAGAUGACAGUUCAGCACAACCAGAUUUUUCAGAUGACAAAAAGUCGACUGUUGAAAAUGAUGAUAAGAAGAAUAUACAGGACGAGUAUCUUAAAGCUUAUUAUGCUGCUUUGUAUAAGAAACAACAAGAACUAGAAGAAGCUGCUAAGAAACAACAAGAAUUGUCAGACAUUCCUCUAGCCACUGAUCUUUCUGACUCUUCCAAGCGUCAAGUUGGCAUGAAAGUUAAACGUGAAGACAAUCUGGGAGAUGAUGAUAUUGAUUGGGUAGAAGCUCCUGUUGCAGGCAAUACAACUGAGAGUUAUAAGGUCAGUGACUUAAAUGUUGAAGCAGAAGCAUCUGGAGAUGAUGAGGAUGAUGUAGAUUGGGAGGAAGACUGAAAGACAGCAUAGGUUUGUUUGAAUGAAUGGUUCAGCUCACCUUGAUCUGCACGGCAUUAGCAGAGCAUGGGUAAUGGGUGGUGUAAAUGUUGCUCUCUAUUUUUCAUAUCUUCAUGUGCUCUUUCAAGAUCUUAAGCCUUUCCAGUUGUUCCUUGGUAUUAAUUUCAUCCCUGAUUCCUUGACUUUGUGCCAACAGUGGCUGUGGGAUGUCAAAAAAAUGAUUUUUGUGGUCUUAGAAAUGGAUUUCCACGAUGUUGUCUUGUACUAAACUGUAGGCAAAGCAGUAGCGUAACAAAGACAUUUAUAGUAACUUUCAUGUCUGUUUCAGCUGUACUUUAUACGUAUAAAUACUUUGGGCCCACAGAUGCAAUGCUGAAUAA
Messenger RNA from Durio zibethinus, 2062 nucleotides. RefSeq names its product transcription initiation factor IIE subunit alpha-like. The record is from RefSeq and is a predicted model, not a curated record. NCBI's taxonomy places the organism in Eukaryota, Viridiplantae, Streptophyta, Magnoliopsida, Malvales, Malvaceae. Gene Ontology annotation, biological process: transcription initiation at RNA polymerase II promoter. Gene Ontology annotation, cellular component: transcription factor TFIIE complex.